Molecule: messenger RNA, 1936 nt
Organism: Monodelphis domestica (gray short-tailed opossum)
Lineage: Eukaryota; Metazoa; Chordata; Mammalia; Didelphimorphia; Didelphidae
Product: C-type lectin domain family 2 member B-like
Source: RefSeq, a predicted model, not a curated record
AGCUGGCUGCUGUGCCAUCUGCGUGCGCUCUCCUCAAUCAGCCAAGGCCAGUCACGUGAGUUACUGGGUAGUUCUCCGCUUGCCGUUGCUGUCAUGGACAUUUAAAAGGCCAGGAGAACGAGGCACUUAGAGACAGCGAUAUGGGCCAGGAAGGCAGCAAUUGAUCGAGGUCAGCCAUGACCCAGAAGGGGAUGCUAAUGUAGUGAGGGGCUGCUGGCCGUCAAUGGCAUCUUAAAGCUUUUCGGGGCUCCGUUUCUCUUCCUGCCUCUAUUUGGGCAUACUCCUUUGGUACCCGGGUAUUCCCUCAGGCAAUCAUAACCUUUGGCUCGAUCCUGAGACAGCACUCCAACCCCAGUAGUGCCCAGACUGACCGCAGCAGAUGAGACAGGAAGAUGGAACAAGAAACAGAGAAAGAAAAAAAGAGACUGCAAGUACACGAAGACAAGAAGAAACACGAGAAGCAGGGGAAGAAGAAGAUGAAGAAGAAGAAGAAAGAGGAGGAGGAGGAGGAGGAGGAGGAGGAGGAGGAGGAGGAAGAGAUGGAAGAGGAGGACCAGAAGGAGGAAAAUGACAGCAACUAUGACGCUGAAGAGGAAGACGAAGGAGAGGACAAAGGCGAUGAAGAUGAUUACAACCAGGAAGGAGAGAGCACCGAAGAGCAAGAGGAGACAGAGAGCCCAGGUGGAAAAUCCAAAAAACUGAUUUUUUCAACUCUGGUUGGAGGUGGCAUAAUUUCAAUCUUACUGUUUGUGGUCAGCCUUAGUAAGCAAGUGGAAAAAGGAACGGUUAUGAACCUAGAAGAACAGCGAUGCUCAGAUGACUCAACUGUGUGUCCAAAAGACUGGAUCAGAAUCUUUUAUAAAUGCUACUACCUAUCAUCGGAUCAAAAGACCUGGAAUGCCAGCCAAAAAAUGUGUAGGUCUCUUGGUGCUUCUUUGGCUACAUUCAACUCGAUAGAGGAAAUGGAAUUCCUGAUGAAACGUAUUGGCUCUUCUCCCUACUGGUUUGGUCUAAUAACUGAAAAUGGAGUCUCAUUCUGGACAUGGGAAAACGGAAGUUCGAUUUCCAGAUGGAUAUGGAUUAAAGGAACUGGUUGUGCCCAUUUAUCCCGUGGAGGCAUUUCUACUGAUAGUUGUAUGUCUCAAAGAAACUAUAUGUGCAGCAAAGUAGACAAAUGUUUCUAAGAAAGAGUGGCAUUCAUUGAAAGGAAAUUUAGGUUUUUCUUGGUGCACACAAAGGUAUAUACAAUGGACACUUCCCUUCCUCUCAAAUACUUUAUGGUGUAAAUAUAUAUGUGAGAAAUUUGGGGUUUUCUUUGUUUCCUGUUAUUUUUUAUACAGUACCAUGUGUGGUGAUGAAAAGGGGCAGAGGAAUCUCAGAGCUGUGUCUCUUGCUCUCACUUGUGGCUUGUGUUAGAGACAAGAAAAUGGCUAGGAGGAGGGAGUGAUGAAUGGUUAUGGAAAUACACAGCCUGUCCAAGAAGGCCAAGUCAAGUGUUGUGAUAGACUGUGAAAUGUUUCAUUCUCUCUCCUAAGGUUAACAAUUAAGAACUAUAAGCCAGGAAUUGGGCCGUUUAUAAGCAUAAUGAGGUGACAUCUAUAACUAGGAUGGGACAGCAUUUGGAAAAGCUAUAUCUGAACCGUUUUAUUGCAUCCCAGAACUUUAGGGUGGUUCAGAUGUGACUAGUUAAUAUCAUGCGUCCCAGAAAAGAGCCUAAUUAGAAUAACCAGAAAUUGAAAAGGCCAACUCCCUCUGGUCAAAAGGGGGAAAAAUCAUCAGAGGUGAUCUGGUUUAACCCCACUCUGAAGCAUGAAUCUCCUCAACAUUAUUGCCCUGCCAGUGUCUUAACUCCCUAAAGUAAUUGUGUUUCAAUUUUACUGCUUUUAUUUCCAAAUUCUUUUCUUUUAAAAAAAUAAAUGCCUUAUUUUGUAUCUUU